Messenger RNA from Andrographis paniculata, 2256 nucleotides. RefSeq names its product CBL-interacting serine/threonine-protein kinase 23-like. The record is from RefSeq and is a predicted model, not a curated record. The transcript is spliced from 14 exons. Gene Ontology annotation, molecular function: ATP binding; protein kinase activity. Gene Ontology annotation, biological process: signal transduction; protein phosphorylation. Lineage: Eukaryota; Viridiplantae; Streptophyta; Magnoliopsida; Lamiales; Acanthaceae. Bases 694 to 2052 code for a protein of 452 amino acids.
UUUCCUGUCAGUGAAAAUUUGAAAAAUUGAUAAAGAUACAGAUGCAGGCAGGGGCAGGUGUGUCGUCGAACACGAACACGGCCGUGUCGCACUUGUCAACUGUUAUGUCACCAUCCCCAUCCCCAUCUCCUAAUCAAUAAUCACUGUUGGUUUCGAUUUUCCUUCCUUCGCAACUCCGUGGUUUCCCCAGACAUUUCCAAUUGCGAUCGAUGCAAAAAUCUUCCCUCCGAUAGGAUCAAUAAUAUACAAUCUCAGAUCUGCUUUCCAUCUUUAAUCCAUACGUCUAGGCUCUAACAUCGUCAUUUCAAUGACUAUCGAUGCCCGUCGCUGCAACGAGAUUCCCGGCGCCGGCGGCGGAGUGAAAAUCUUUGGGUAGUUUUUCCGAUACGAUAGUUUCUGCUCUUCUUCGCGCUUUUAUUUCAUUUUAUUUAAUUUUUUCAAGAGAAGAUGAGUGUGGUGAAGUCUCAAGUAUGGCAACCUUGCAAGAAGAAGAGGCUAUAGGGAUUAGGGUUUUAGGAAUUUAGGGUUUGAGAAAAGGGGGGAAUCUUCUUAAAGAGCGACGGAAGGAGCGUCAAAAAGGAAGAUGGAUGGGAUUUGUAUUGGAGCAUCAAAUUAGCUAAAAGCAGAUCUAACAAGUAUCCGAGAUUGGGGAUUUCUUGGCUGAAUCAGUCAGAUACAAGGUUUUAUCCAAAAAUGGUGAUGUCAUCGAGAUCAGGCGGCAGUGGGAGCAGUGGCAGUCAUGGGAGGACUCGCGUGGGAAGGUAUGAACUCGGAAGGACGCUAGGGGAAGGAAGCUUUGCCAAAGUGAAAUUCGCCAGAAAUUUAGAGACAGAGGAGAAUGUGGCCAUCAAAAUUCUGGACAAAGAGAAACUUCUCAAGCACAAAAUGAUUAGCCAGAUCAAGCGUGAAAUUUCAACCAUGAAAUUGAUUAGACAUCCUAAUGUAAUUCGCAUGUUUGAGGUUAUGGCCAGCAAGACAAGGGUAUACAUUGUAAUGGAAUUUGUCACCGGCGGCGAGCUCUUCGACAAAAUUGCUGCUAAAGGGAGGCUGAAAGAAGACGAAGCAAGAAAAUAUUUUCAGCAGCUUAUCAACGCCGUCGAUUAUUGCCACAGCAGAGGUGUUUACCAUAGGGAUCUUAAGCCGGAGAAUUUGCUGCUCGACGCCAAUGGGGUUCUGAAAGUCUCGGAUUUUGGAUUGAGUGCCCUACCCCAGCAAGUUCGGGAUGAUGGAUUACUUCACACAACAUGCGGGACGCCAAAUUAUGUUGCUCCGGAGGUGAUCAACAAUAAGGGCUACGACGGAGCCAAGGCAGACCUCUGGUCUUGCGGGGUCAUUCUUUUUGUACUCAUGGCUGGAUUCUUGCCUUUCGAAGAAUCAAACCUUAUGGCAUUGUACAAAAAGAUAUUCAAGGCGGACUUCUCAUGCCCACAGUGGUUCUCCACGAGCGCGAAGAAAUUAAUCAAAAGGAUUCUGGAUCCGAAUCCUGCAACAAGGAUAACAAUUGCUGAGGUCCUCGAGAAUGACUGGUUCAAGAAAGGCUACAAGCCACCUGUUUUUGAACAGGAAGAAGUUGAUCUCGACGAUGUUAAUUCAAUCUUUAAUGAAUCAACGGAAUCUCCGAACCUUGUUGUGGAGAGGCGGGAAGAACGCCCCCCGGCAGUUCCUGCGACUAUGAAUGCCUUCGAGCUUAUAUCUAGAUCGCGAGGACUCAAUCUGAGCUCCCUAUUUGAGAAGCAAAUGGGGCUUGUCAAGCGAGAAACGAGGUUUACAUCUAAAUCUCCCGUCAACGAAAUUGUCUCAAAAAUCGAACAAGCUGCUGCGCCGAUGGGAUUUGAUGUGAAGAAGAACAACUACAAGAUGAAACUUCACGGGGAGAAAUCCGGGCGAAAGGGUAAUCUCGCGAUCACCACAGAGAUUUUCGAAGUGGCUCCUUCUUUGCAUAUGGUCGAGCUGCGCAAGGCUGCCGGAGACACCUUAGAAUUUCACAAGUUUUACAAGAAUCUUUCGACUGGGCUGAAGGAUAUCGUCUGGAAAACUGACGAUGAGGAGUAACAACGAGCCCGUCUCACAGAGUCUCGGUCCCUGUUUGUUUGGAUGCUUCAUUGUGAUUAUUAUUAUUAUCGUUUUAAGUAGUAGUUUGAAUCUGUGUCUUAUCUAUUGCCCAAAUUUCGAACUAGCGGGGACAAACAUUAGACACACAAACCCCUUGCUUGUAUUUUAAGAUCAUUGUGUGGGAAAUGAAACUAUUUAUGGACA